Messenger RNA from Drosophila obscura, 716 nucleotides. It is a transcript of the gene TpnC25D, whose product is annotated as troponin C. The coding region runs from base 181 to 630 and encodes 149 amino acids. The transcript is spliced from 3 exons. The record is from RefSeq and is a predicted model, not a curated record. Lineage: Eukaryota; Metazoa; Arthropoda; Insecta; Diptera; Drosophilidae. Gene Ontology annotation, molecular function: enzyme regulator activity; calcium ion binding.
AUCGGUUUAGUGCGCGCCCGCAGGCCAACGCAGUUGGAACGCAUUCUAGAACAGCAGCAGCAGCAGCAGAAGCAGAAGCAGCAGCAGCAGGCCAUCUAUUCAGUUGGAGAUCGGAAUUGAAGAUACACGAACAGAUCCGCGCGCAGCCCCACACACACGCACACACACACAGAUACAAAAAUGGAGGACGAUGAGAAAAUGGACAUCAUGCGCAAGGCAUUCCAAAUGUUCGACACACAAAAGACGGGCUUCAUUGAGACGCUACGCCUCAAGACGAUCCUCAAUAGCAUGGGUCAGAUGUUCGAGGAGAGCGAACUGCAGGCGCUGGUCGAUGAUAACGAUCCCGAGGACACCGGCAAGGUGAAUUUCGAUGGCUUCUGUGCCAUUGCCGCCCAUUUCCUGGAGGAGGAGGAUGCCGAGGCCAUACAAAAGGAGCUGAAGGAGGCCUUCCGCUUGUACGAUCGUGAGGGCAAUGGUUACAUCACCACCUCCACCCUCAAGGAGAUCCUGGCCGCCCUCGAUGACAAGCUCUCGUCCAGCGAUUUGGAUGGCAUCAUUGCCGAAAUUGACACGGACGGCUCUGGCACUGUGGACUUUGAUGAAUUCAUGGAGAUGAUGGCGGGCGAGUAGGCGGGCGUCUGGGGGUAAUCAUUAUUUGCUGACAUACACAAAAACCAACGUGGAAAAAGAAGCUUUUGGGUUUAAUAAUAAUUUUU